AUGGCUGCUUCGACUCAGUUACCGCUCCACCCCCCGAGGUUGGCACAUACGUUUGUGGGGACACCCAGUGCCCCUGGUACGCCAGUGCACUCCAUUCAAACUAUGAGAAGGAAAUCUGCUGGUCACAGUGGUCCUCUCACCAAGAUUCUUGUUGCUAAUCGUGGUGAAAUCGCUAUCCGAGUCUUCCGUACCGCUCAUGAGCUCGCUAUGCAUACCGUCGCGAUCUACUCAUUUGAGGAUCGUCUCUCAGCUCAUCGCCAAAAGGCCGACGAAGCAUAUCAAGUCGGCAGAGGGUUGACCCCUGUUGGAGCAUAUCUUGCUCAAGAAGAUAUCAUACGCAUCGCUCUUGAACAUGGGGUUGACAUGAUUCACCCUGGGUACGGUUUCUUAUCUGAGAAUGCUGCAUUCGCUCGCAAAGUCGAGCAGGCCGGGAUCGCAUUUGUCGGACCAUCGCCCGAGGUUAUCGAUGGUCUUGGCGAUAAGACGAAGGCACGUACACUUGCUAUGAAGGUCGGUGUUCCAGUCGUCCCCGGUACACCUGGUCCAGUUGAAUCAUACACGGAUGGCGAUGCAUUCAUCAAAGAAUACGGUUUCCCAGUUAUUAUUAAGGCGGCUAUGGGUGGUGGCGGCCGCGGUAUGCGUGUUGUUCGCGAACAAUCGGACUUCAAAGAUGCGUUCCAGCGUGCCGUAUCCGAAGCUAAAUCAGCAUUCGGAGAUGGUACUGUCUUUAUCGAGCGCUUCCUUGAACGCCCACGUCACAUCGAAGUCCAAAUUCUUGCCGAUGGCAUUGGCAACACGAUUCACCUGUUUGAACGUGACUGCUCCGUCCAGAGACGCCACCAAAAGGUUGUCGAGGUUGCACCGGCAACCCACCUCCCCGAGGAAGUGCGUCAGGCCAUUUUGUCGGACGCGAUCAAGCUCGCGAAGAGCGUCGGAUACAGGAAUGCUGGGACCGCGGAGUUUCUUGUAGAUCAGAUGGGAAGACACUACUUCAUUGAAAUCAAUCCUCGUAUUCAAGUCGAACACACCAUUACUGAGGAGAUUACUGGUAUCGACAUCGUUGCAGCCCAGAUCCAAAUUGCUGCUGGUGCUACCUUACCUCAGCUUGGUCUGACUCAGGAGGCCAUUACUCGUCGUGGCUUUGCGAUCCAGUGCCGUGUCACUACGGAGGAUGCGGCUAUUGGUUUCCAGCCCGAUACUGGCAAGAUCGAGGUGUACCGCAGUGCUGGUGGAAAUGGUGUUCGUCUUGACGCGUCAUCUGGCUUUGCGGGUGCACAGAUCACGCCCCAUUACGACAGUCUGUUGGUGAAGUGCACUGUUAGUGGCACGACCUACGAGGUUGCUCGCAGAAAGAUGUUGCGUGCCUUGGUCGAGUUCCGUAUUCGCGGUGUCAAGACAAAUAUUCCCUUCUUGUUCCGUCUCCUCACACAUGACGUCUUCAUUGGUGGCAAGACAUGGACUACUUUCAUCGAUGACACCCCUGAGCUCUUCAAGCUGGUACAGAGCCAGAACCGUGCACAGAAACUUCUUGCAUACCUUGGUGACCUUGCAGUCAAUGGAAGCUCCAUUAAAGGCCAGACCGGCGAGCCAGGCCUUAAGGAUGAUGUUGUCAUUCCCAAAUUUGAGAACCGUGACGGCACACCCCUUGACACUACGUUUCCUUGUGAGGUUGGAUGGCGCAACAUCAUCGUCGAGAAGGGUCCCGAGGCUUUCGCGAAGGCCGUCCGCGAAUACCCUGGAACGCUCAUCAUGGACACCACUUGGCGUGAUGCGCACCAAUCGUUGCUCGCUACUCGCCUUAGGACAAUUGACAUGGUCAACAUCGCCACUGAGACUAGCUAUGCUCUCGCGAACGCAUUCAGUUUGGAGAUGUGGGGUGGCGCCACCUUCGACGUCGCCAUGCGCUUCCUGUAUGAAGAUCCUUGGGAACGUCUGCGCACCCUGCGUAAGCUGGUCCCCAACAUUCCCUUCCAGGCUCUCGUUCGUGGAGCCAACGGUGUCGGAUACACAAGCUACCCUGACAAUGCGAUCUAUGACUUCUCGAAAAAGGCGGUCGAGAAUGGACUUGAUAUUUUCCGAGUGUUCGACUCGCUGAACUACUUUGAGAACAUGAGACUCGGUAUCGAUGCCGCCAAGAAAGCGGGAGGUGUUGUCGAGGCUGUUGUCUGCUACAGCGGUGACGUCGCAAGCCCGAAGGAGACCAAAUACACACUGCAAUACUACCUUGACUUCAUUGACAAACUAGUGGAAGAGGGAAUUCACAUCCUUGGUGUCAAGGACAUGGCUGGUUUGUUGAAGCCUGAAGCUGCGAAAUUGCUUAUCGGCGCGAUUAGAGAGAAGUACCCUGACAUUCCAAUCCACGUUCACUCCCAUGACACGGCUGGAAUCGCAGCAGCUAGCAUGCUCGCCGCUGCCGCGGCUGGUGCUGAUGUCGUUGAUGUUGCCAUUGAUAGUAUGUCUGGUCUGACAUCACAGCCCUCAAUGGGAGCCAUAUGCAUGGCACUUGAGCAAACGCGAUUAGGGACGGGCAUCCGCUACGCCGACAUCCAAGCGCUAAACUUGUACUGGAGCCAGGUUCGCAUGCUCUACGGUUGCUUCGAAGCCAAUGUCCGGGCCUCGGAUUCAAGUGUCUUCGACCACGAAAUGCCAGGAGGCCAAUAUACGAAUCUCAUGUUCCAAGCAUCACAAUUGGGCCUCGGCACGCAGUGGACCCAAAUCAAGCAGAAAUACAUCGAGGCCAACGAACUGUGUGGCAACAUUGUCACACCCUCAUCUAAAGUAGUUGGCGAUUUCGCGCAAUGGAUGACGUCGAACUCGUUCUCCAAAGAGGACGUCAUUCGACGUGCAGACCAGCUUGACUUCCCCUCUUCUGUUGUCGAGUUCUUCCAGGGUUAUCUUGGACAACCUGUGGGAGGUUUCCCGGAACCACUUCGUUCGAAUAUCAUCAGAAACAAGCCGAGAAUCGACGGACGUCCUGGUGCAACGAUGGCACCCUUAGACUUCAAGAAGAUCAAGGCAGAGCUCCGCAGCAAAUUUGGAAAGCACAUUACGGAUGCAGACGUUACCUCGUAUGUCAUGUAUCCUAAAGUCUUCGAAGAAUACCAGGGUUUCCUUGAGAAAUACGGAGAUCUCAGCGUUCUUCCCACGCGGUACUUCUUGGGGCGACCGGCUAUUGGAGAGGAGAUGCACAUCUCAAUCGAAAAAGGAAAGACUCUGAUUAUCCGCCUGAUGGCCGUUGGGCCUGUUGUGGAAGGACGUGCCCAGCGUGACGUCUGGUUCGAAGUUAACGGCGAGGUUCGGGCGGUGUCUGUUGAGGAUAAGAAUUCCGCAGUAGAAACAGUUUCGCGGGAGAAGGCGACUUCCGACCCUGGAUCAGUGGGUGCACCCAUGUCAGGUGUCGUAGUUGAGGUCAGAGUGAAGGAGGGCCAAGAGAUUAAGAAGGGCGACCCUCUCUGCGUACUGAGUGCGAUGAAGAUGGAGUCUGCUGUUACUGCACCUGUUUCUGGUCAUAUUAAACGUGUGGUUGUCAAUGAAGGCAAGCCUCGUGACUCCAUCAAUCAGGGCGACUUGACAGUGGAAAUCGUCCACUGA
Messenger RNA from Suillus bovinus, 3591 nucleotides. Its product is annotated as carbamoyl-phosphate synthase L chain, ATP binding domain-containing protein. Lineage: Eukaryota; Fungi; Basidiomycota; Agaricomycetes; Boletales; Suillaceae. The coding region runs from base 1 to 3591 and encodes 1196 amino acids. The transcript has 26 exons. Gene Ontology annotation, biological process: pyruvate metabolic process; gluconeogenesis. Gene Ontology annotation, cellular component: cytoplasm. Gene Ontology annotation, molecular function: metal ion binding; ATP binding; pyruvate carboxylase activity. The record is from RefSeq and is a predicted model, not a curated record.